Molecule: messenger RNA, 525 nt
Organism: Tarenaya hassleriana
Lineage: Eukaryota; Viridiplantae; Streptophyta; Magnoliopsida; Brassicales; Cleomaceae
Product: cytochrome c oxidase subunit 5C-2
Exons: 2
Coding region: 132-332 (66 amino acids)
Source: RefSeq, a predicted model, not a curated record
UCAUUUGAAGUGCUGGCUGAGCGAUUUACUUGGUGCCGCAGUUGAAUAUUUCCGUGUUCUGGUCGUCGUGCUCCAUCGUCCACCACCGAAGUUCGAUUAGGAGGAUACAUUGAGAGAUUGAGAAGAAAGAGAUGGCGGGUCACAAGAUUGCUCACGCGACCUUGAAAGGGCCGAGUGUUGUGAAGGAGAUAGUGAUUGGCAUUACGCUCGGGUUGGCAGCUGGUGGUCUGUGGAAGAUGCAUCACUGGAACGAGCAGAGGAAAACAAAAGCCUUCUAUGACUUGCUCGAGAAGGGUGAGAUCAGUGUCGUUGCCUCAUCCGCCGAAGAGUAAAAUGACCUCUUAACAAGAUAUUCUGCAUUUGGGUUGAUGAUCUUGUUCUUGUUUUCCCCCAUUUCGGUUUCUAUCCAGAGAUCUCAGAUGAACACAAUGUGAGAUCAGAUUUGUAAGAAAUAAGGGUUUUGACUGCAUAUUUACUUUGGACGGUUGCUCCUUGAGAAAUUUACAAAUUGGUUUUGCUUUUGUA